Phascolarctos cinereus (koala) is the source of this 6532-nucleotide messenger RNA. It is a transcript of the gene LUC7L2, whose product is annotated as LUC7 like 2, pre-mRNA splicing factor. Lineage: Eukaryota; Metazoa; Chordata; Mammalia; Diprotodontia; Phascolarctidae. Gene Ontology annotation, molecular function: mRNA binding. Gene Ontology annotation, biological process: mRNA splice site recognition. Gene Ontology annotation, cellular component: U1 snRNP. The record is from RefSeq and is a predicted model, not a curated record.
CAGCUCCGGGGGGGGGGUUGACGGCUUUUGUAGGGUGGCGGCAGCGGCGGUGGCGCCUUUCCGUGUGGUCCGUACCGCUUCUGUUGCGGGAGCUGGACUGAGUGUGACAGAACGAGGGUCGGGAGAGGGGGUCGCUGCCUCCUCCAGUACAUCGAAGUGAGGAGAAGCCGCCGCCCGGACUUUUUUCCUUUACCCCGGUCCCCCGCCCCCUCACCGCAAGCCCGAAGGAAGCGGCGGCGGCGACAUCACUUCACCCUACCCUUCCCCCUCCCCCGCCCCCCAGCCCUGAGAGGUCCGGCUUGCUCCCCAAUUCUUUCCUCACCCCUCCCGAUUGCUCGCUCACUACGCCGCUGCUGCUGCCGCCGCCGCCAUGUCGGCGCAGGCCCAGAUGCGUGCUAUGCUGGACCAGCUGAUGGGCACUUCUCGGGACGGAGACACUACCCGCCAGCGAAUCAAAUUCAGCGAUGACAGAGUAUGCAAGAGUCACCUUCUCAAUUGCUGUCCUCAUGAUGUUCUCUCUGGAACUAGGAUGGAUCUUGGAGAAUGUCUGAAGGUCCAUGACCUGGCUUUAAGAGCAGAUUAUGAAAUCGCAUCCAAAGAACAAGACUUCUUCUUUGAGCUUGAUGCAAUGGAUCAUCUGCAAUCAUUCAUUGCAGACUGUGACCGGAGAACAGAAAUGGCCAAGAAAAGAUUAGCAGAAACUCAGGAAGAGAUUAGUGCCGAAGUGGCAGCUAAAGCAGAACGUGUCCAUGAAUUGAAUGAGGAAAUUGGUAAACUACUUGCCAAAGUGGAACAACUAGGAGCUGAAGGUAAUGUGGAGGAGUCCCAGAAAGUAAUGGAUGAAGUGGAGAAAGCCCGAGCAAAGAAAAGAGAGGCAGAGGAAGUCUACCGGAAUUCCAUGCCAGCCUCCAGCUUCCAACAACAGAAACUUCGGGUCUGUGAAGUAUGCUCUGCUUAUUUGGGUCUUCAUGACAAUGACAGGCGACUAGCUGAUCAUUUUGGGGGGAAACUACACCUGGGAUUUAUUGAAAUAAGAGAGAAACUUGAAGAGCUAAAGAGAGUUGUAGCUGAGAAGCAAGAAAAAAGAAAUCAAGAACGCCUGAAGCGCAGAGAAGAAAGAGAGAGAGAAGAAAGGGAGAAGUUGAGAAGGUCCCGAUCACAUAGCAAGAAUCCUAAAAGAUCCAGGUCUCGAGAGCAUCGUAGACAUCGAUCUCGCUCCACAUCACGAGAACGAAAGAGAAGAACUAGAUCCAAGUCCCGUGAGAAACGCCAUCGUCACAGGUCACGCUCCAGCAGCCGGAGCCGAAGCCGCAGCCACCAGAGAAGCCGGCAUAGCUCCAGAGACCGGAGCAGAGAGCGAUCCAAAAGAAGAUCCUCAAAAGAAAGGUCUUCUGGAGAUAAAGAGCGGUCAUUAAGAGACCAAGACCUAACAUCACGGGACAAAGAUAGAAGUUCCAGAGAGCGGUCACCUCGUGACAGAGAGAGAAAAGAUAAGAAACGUUCCUAUGAGAGUGCUAAUGGCCGCUCAGAAGACCGGAGGAGCUCUGAAGAGCGUGAAGCCGGGGAGAUUUAACAGGCUCUACAUUUCCUCAAUCCUUAAGCUUCCUAUGGAGUUACAUACUAUUGUUUAGUUUACAGCUGUUCAAGGCGACCCAGCCGUUCCAGACACCAAUCCAACUAGGCUAGAUGUACAGUAUCUAGAGUUUGGCUAUAACUCAAUCUGAACUCACCGUCUUUUCCUGGAUGAAGUCUAAAAUUGCAUCCAUAAUUUCUGGUGAACCCUAAUACAAUUCUGAAAGGUUAUUCUGUUCACAAGUGCAGUUUUAUGUAGUAAAAUGCAGAUCUCUAUGUUUUAUUUUCAGUAGAAGUUAGAGUGAACAAAUUGUGUUACUUGCCUUGGGCUUUCUUGAACAUUUGUAAAAUCCUUCUUUUCUAGUCCAAAUAGCAGCAGCUUUGGGAGUCUUGUUUUGAUUUCUUCCCCUACCCUUCUGUCCUACCUUUGCACCUGCCAUCCCAGAUUGCAAAGUGGGACAGGAAUUGAAGGGGCCAUAUAACUCGGGUUAGAAACUUUUCUGUUCCCACCGAUUGAUUACCAGUUGGUUACAUUUCGGAGCAUUUAUUGCUGGGGUGUGUGUUCUGGAGGAAAUGGAAAUGUUUAUUUCUUUUUUCCCUUUUUUAAAACAGUGCCUAUUUAGAUUUGGAAGUUGAACAGCUGUUGCAUUACACCUUUUGCAUUUUUAUUGAAAUUUUGAAAUCAAACCUUGUCUUGAUUUUUCUGUUACAUUGAGUUGCUAUGUUCAGGUUGUUGGGGGGAUUCUUCCUUAAGCACUUCUUGCCUUUAUUUUUUCUUGUGGAGUGUAAAGGCUACACCUCUUAAUUGUUUUAAAAAAAAAAAGAUAAUAAAAUGAAAACAGCAAUCACCACCACCACCAUUACCACCAUCACAUCACAUCACCAUCACCAUCACCAUCAAACAGCCUACAUUGUUCAGUAAGUUGUCACUUGGCACUUAAUCCUGUGGACAUUCCUCACCUUUGUCUUUCAUUGAUAAUUCCUUUCUAUGUAAGACACAAAAGAUGUAAGGAAACACUUGCAAAAAUUCUGAACUCUGGGCAUAACUGUUUGACCCAGGCCAUCUAUACUGCUUGUAUUCAGCUAUCCAAGUUUAUAAUUUCUGCCACAAGGAGGGACUUGGACCUGCUAGAAGAAAUGAUCUGAUUCUUCUGUUUAUUGGGCAGUACAAAAUGAAAUAAAAAUAUGGUGUAAACAAAGCAAUGAGAGGAACAGUAUUUGGUUAGUAAGAGUUGAUUUUAAACCCAAUAAGGUGUUGAAAGAUGGUAGGAAAACAAUACUUGAGUAUAGAAAUCCAUAACACACUUUUAUCCACUGAAAAUUGUUUUCCGUUUCAUGUAACCAACUGAGAUGUCAGUUUUCCAGAGAUGAGUCUGGAGUUGCAAGAACUCCAUAGAGAGCAGGUUUCUAAAAAGGAAUAUUUUAGUUGAAUAACACUGAAUUUAGAUCUAAAAGGAAUUGAAGUCUAAGUGCCAGUCUUACAGAUAAUGGCCCUGUUUGCUGAAGGGCCUCUGUUUUCUUCUUUUUUUGCCUGUCUUUGCCAGUCUCCUUUGUUAAGAUGUUGUUGCUUUUGUUGCUUGACUGUAUCAUCAUCUGGAAAGCAGAAGGAUAGGGACCGUUAAGAUGCAAGAUACAGAUCUAGAGCAUAGGGUAGAGAAAACGUCAAGUUGAGAGAGAAGAUAGACUGUGUGUGUAUAGGUGCCCAGUAUUGGCAAGGUAUUGAAAAAUACCGCACAGUAAUCCUAAGUUUAGAGCAGACUGUUGGGGAUCACUCAGAUGGCUAAAACCCUUAAUGCUUGUUUCUUUGCUGCAUCACUGCCUGUUUUAUAGUAGGCAGUGAUUUUAAAUUUGUGAUCUUACAGGAGCUAGGUAAUACAUCUGUGAGUGCUCUUUCAGUGAGGAAGUUACGUCCUGGGAAUCAGAAUCCACAGAUCUUCAACAUGUGAGUGAUUGGAAGAUGCAUGGUUCCUACCUUCAGGUGGGUGAAUGCUUCAGCCACGCAGAACACAUCUUUUAACUACUGACCUCUUCUUGGAUAACUUUUGUUACUAAGACCUUGCAACUUCCUUAGCAAAAUUCAGUAUUUUAUCCCUGUUUUUAAAAAAAAAUACUAUUAUUAUAAACUUUGUAGCCAACAAAAGUGAACACUCUUGGUAUUUACUAUGUUAAACUGAAAUUUCACCUGAAUCAGCUUAAAUCCAUUGUUUUAAGUCCCUCAAUGACCAUAGAAGAGCAACUUAAAAUGAUUCAUAUGAACCCAUACUGUUAAAAACAAUAGACCACAGUGCUAACCAAUUCACAGUAGCCUUGGGCACUUUGAGAAGGGCAUUAAUUCUUUUAGGCCAUUAGAAAACCAAAUAGCAAAUUACUGGAUAGCUUAACCCUUGCUGACUCAAAGCAAGGCCAUUCUAGGUUAGAUGAUGUUGUGAAUGAAAGAAUAUCUAUGUUAAAUAUAUUAACCCAAUAACAUGGCCUGGGUUAAACAGUAUGUGAAGGCUAGGUCUCUCCUGUGGUAUAGUUGUGUAAUUGACUUUAAGUAUUAAGUUUCAUCCUUCAGUCCAUCAUUCCAGUCUGUCACAUUUUUUUGGGUUCUGAUUCUGACAUCAAAUAUCCUGCCUAGCAUUAGGAUUGUAUGUGAAAGACAUCGCAGUUUUAAGAAAAAUAUGCUCAGUUCUUUCUCUCCUCAAGUGAAGAUAACUCAGGAAAACAUUGCCACUGCUGAAACUUCAACUAAGGUGUAGCACUGGCUAUCAGUAUUGGGAUUUGUAGAGAGAUAAGAGGGGAAAACAAGGAGGCAUUAGGAUUUCAAGGGGCCAGCCAGAGCAUUCUGGUGGGGUUGCUAAAUUUUAGUGUUAGACUAGGGGCACUGCCAUUGGGUAAGCGAAGUAGGAAGGCAUUUGAGUGCCAUGUUGAUUGGAAGGAGUAGACACCAAAGGACACAGUGGGUUUCCAUUAAGCAGGUCUGAAGCAGAAUGUCGGAAUUCCAGGGAGUAGAAAGCAGUCACAUAGCUGGUGUCCAGUGGGGCAGGUUUGGAAUUGGGGAGAGGGCGGUGUAGUCGGUGUUAGGCAGUGUAAUCAAUCAACACAAGCCCGGGGUGUAUGUGUGUGUGGGGGGUAUUAAUGUGAAAGAUGUUAGGCAGUGGAAACCUAGGUAGAGAACUUUCCCUUAACUCCUUAAAGGAUUGAUUGGGCCACACAGAAUUUGACACCCGGAUACAGGCUUCUGUGGCUACAGGUUAAAACCCUGGUAGAAACUUAAUACGGAACCAGACCCUACAAUACUAGGCAGAUAUAAAAGAGGAGCAGAGUGAGGAUAGGAAUUCAGGCCACAAGAGACUAGAUAACCAUUGGGAGAAUGGGUAAGGCCAAUAGCAAGACCAUUUUGAACUUGAUCUGAAGUCAGUUUAAACAAUUCUGUUUCUUACUCAGAGGCCAGGUAAUAGCUCAGGCAAGGAAGUCCUGAGUAGAGGAAUGAAUGUCUGGUAGGGGACCCAGACUUUCUCCACUACAUGGAAGCCUAGGAUUACAGCAUUUCUUUUCCCUGGUUCAAAGACUAAGGGAGAUUUGGAACCCAAUGUUUUUGACUAGAGCUGGUCACCAAAAGUCACAGAAAUGAGGAGUUAACAUCCAUGGAGACUACUCAUCUGAAAAAAAAAAAAAAGGUUUCCCUUGUGUGUAAGCAUCAAUCAGCAAAGGAGAAUGGAGGUCGGACCACAGGGUCAGGUGCAUUCCCUGGGCUUCCCACAUCCUGAUAACAAGGAGAGUGAAGUGGAAGACUCUACUGAUCCCGAAUUUAAAUGCCAACUCUGCUAUCUAUAUAUCUCUACUACCUGUAGGACCAUGGAUGUCACUUAACCUCCUUGGGCCUUGUUCUGCAUUUCCUCUAAAGCCCCAGUUCUAACUUUAUAAGCUUAUUGCCCUAUGACAUGUUAGUUGGAGUUUUUAAAAGCUUGUGCCAAUGUUUCGUGAUAUAAAGGGGAAGAGAAACUUUCCUAGGACAAGUCUACCAAAUUGGGGGAGGGGGAGAGUUUUGGGGGCUUUUCCUUUAACCUUUUAUAUCCGUGUUGGGUACCUGCUAUGUUCCAGGCUGGGAAAAGAGACUUUCUGGCUCCCUCAUCCCAACUCACUUGGGAUCUCCACAGAGAUUGCACCAGCUGGGACAUUCUCAUGAGGACCUAUCAGAUUUGAUACAGUUGGCAAAGGGGGAGACAGCACCUUCCUCAUUUGUCCCAAUCCAACAGUCUCUACCACCACAAUUCUUUUUCUCCUUUGCAGUGCAUUAAAGAAACUACUCCUGGAGUAACAGACUAGAGGGCACCUACUAUCUAAAGCUUAUCAUGUUUUUUGCAGGUUUCAGAGAGGUUUAGUAAUCUUGCAUGGUUUUAUAUGUUUGACUACCCAACAUGACCAGGCAGUGGACUCUGACUCCAUGAGUUCCCAUUUUGUGAUUGCUUCCAUAUUUCUCAGAAUCCUAGAGUUGGUAGGGAUCUUCAGUCAUAGCAAGAGGCUUCACUGGAAGCCCAGACUUCUCAAGCAUGUUUGAUUUUUGGAGCAAGAAAUAGCAUUUUCCCCUACAGUAUAUAGCCAGGCUUCUUGGCAUAGCUCAAGGAAAAUAUAAAAUUUUAUAAAGGCCUUCUACACCAACCCACUGGACCUCAGUUUCCUCAUUUGCAAAAUGAAAGGAUUAAACUAAAUAUGGUCUUUUUGGUCCUAAGUUCCAUGAUCCUCUCAUUUUACAAAUGUGGUUAAUAGGUUUGGAAGAGAGAGAUCUUGAUGAGGAAACUCAGGCCCGGAAAAGAUAGAUGACUUACCCAGGGUGACAAGGCUGGCAGAGCUAGAACUAAAAUUCCAUUAAUUUUUUUUUCUUAGUAGAUGGUUAUGUUACAUAAUCAACUACGAAAAUCAACCAUACCAUGUAUGGAAUUUACAUUUGAAACCCAAUAAACUUACAAUAAAGUGA